Messenger RNA from Exophiala viscosa, 1202 nucleotides. Its product is annotated as Nnf1-domain-containing protein. Bases 215 to 871 code for a protein of 218 amino acids. Gene Ontology annotation, cellular component: MIS12/MIND type complex. The transcript is spliced from 2 exons. NCBI's taxonomy places the organism in Eukaryota, Fungi, Ascomycota, Eurotiomycetes, Chaetothyriales, Herpotrichiellaceae. The record is from RefSeq and is a predicted model, not a curated record. Gene Ontology annotation, biological process: chromosome segregation.
AAACCGAGGGAACAUUCGAGCUCCGCCAAUGAAAAGCGGACUUGGCAUGUUUACUUCGAGUCCAGUUCGAGAAGGGGUCUUAGAGAUCUAGCAUUGCAUUCACGUUGAAGACAAUCGAUGCCAAAUUAUAUCUUGUCCAAGGCAUGCAACACGCGACAUUCUCCUCUCCGUUUGUCCUUCCCGUGCGUAUUGUGCGAAGCAUAUCGACACAACCAUGAGCGCCCAAAUCCCUGCCUCACCGUCCCCUGCGCCAGAGGCACCUGUCGCGUCGGCCCCUGGACCUCGUGCUGCGGCCCUACAGAAAGUGUUUGCAGGCGCGCUAUCAUCAUCAAUAAGGGCCAACUCCUACGCCAACUUCAGCUCGUGCUUUCCGACUCCUGCGAAAUACUGUCCCAGUGCGCUGGAAGGAGUAUGGAAACAGCUGAACACACGCUUGGAAGAGGAAUGCAUGCGCGACUUUGAGAAAAUAUUGGAAGAGCGACAGGUCAUUGAGGGUCUGAAUCAAUGGGACAACAUGAUCGAAGAGGCGCGAAGGAGGAAGAACCGCGCAGUGGAGGGCGAGGAACCCCCGAGACCACUGCACACCCUCUCAGCGGACGAGCUUCAUAGUGCACAUCUCACACCCUACCUCCAGCAAGCCCAGGACGAGCUGAGCUCCAAGGUACACUCCACACAGGCUGAAAAUGCCACGAUCUUUAGCAAAAUCACCGAGCAACGAGCGGAAAUAGAGCAACUAUUGAGUGGCUUGGAUCGUGUCAUCAAGGAUAUUGAAGGCAGUGUCGAUGCUAUUUACACCGACGAGCAGAGUGGCUUCGGAGAACUGAAGGGUGACGUGUGGACAACUGAGCAAGAGUUGGCUGCAACAAGAUAGCGGUGCUUGUGAGUGCUGUGGUACGAUAUGCAUGAUUUGAGAUUAUUAGCGAAGGUGUUGGUGGAGUCUGCUUUUGGGUAUUUUGAGGUUUCACGGUUGGGAAACGAACGCAGUGAACGAUGCUUCAUGCAUGGAAGGCUUGUGGCGUGAACAGCUAUGACGGCGGUCCCCCCACCCAGGACAGUUGUGUAUCACAGAUUCACAAAGUGAGGGUGACCAUCCUUGAUAGGCUGUCAGCGAGUGUACAGCAACUGGGAAAAAUAUCAGAAUAGACAAGUGCCCACAUUUGACAGGCCAUGUUGCUAAUUUUGCAAGGUGGACUGCUUCUUCG